Molecule: messenger RNA, 1800 nt
Organism: Phalaenopsis equestris
Lineage: Eukaryota; Viridiplantae; Streptophyta; Magnoliopsida; Asparagales; Orchidaceae
Product: protein MARD1-like
Exons: 2
Coding region: 785-1615 (276 amino acids)
Source: RefSeq, a predicted model, not a curated record
CAGAGUGAAUGGCGUUUAUCGGGGAAAGAACAAAUACUACUCUCUCUCUCUCUCUCUAACUACGCACCCUUUAAAAUCAACUCUUCUUCAUGGCAUCCUCAGCUCCUUCGGCCUGUUUGAGCAGUUUAGGAGAUUGAGAGUGAAAAAAGAUUUCAUUUUUGAUGUUUGGAGAAAGAAGAAAGAAAAAAGGAGGGACUUUUAUAACUUGAAGGUCUCAUCUUCUCGUUUCCUGGUAUUUUUUUUAUUUGUGUUUGGGUACUGUUUUUGGGGAGCUUUGGUUGAAGUUAUGCUGAAUCGAUAGAAUAAGAGAAAGAUGAAGUUUUUUUUAUAUUAAUAAUCUUUAUUCUUCUUAAUGGAGAGUAAGUCGGAUCGAAGGAAGAUUAUCGUACUGGUUUUUGCGUCUUAGUUUCAGUUUAAUGAUCUGUUUACCUUUUGGGUUCUUAUUUUUCUGAAGUUUUGAGAGGAUUUCAUGGGAUUUUCUCCUUUGGGCGGUCAUCAUGUUUGCCAAAAAGAGAUAAAAGAGAUACCUUGGAGCUUUUCAGUUAUCUCUGAUACACUACCUGCUGCCAUUUCAAAGUGAUCUCGGUAGGGAUUCCAUAAUACGUUGCCAGAGCGUUCAUAUCCAUUUCAUUGUUUCGUAAUCUGAGCUUUGAUAAGGAAAAAAUCACAAAGGAUAGGAAAAAAAUCCCUACUUUUUCUUCACCACUUUCCAACUCUACCUCUUUUCUUUUCUGAACUCCCCAUUUUCUAAGUAGCCGUUGGAAAAAAAAAAAAUUACUACAUAAUGUCUGAUAACUCUUCCAUCCUCCCAUCUCCCUCCGGGAAGCACACAAAUCCUCUCUCCUCUCUCUUUGGUUCUCCAAAACUGUUCAUGGGUUUCUCUUCAAAGAGCUUCUUAGACACUGAGGCUUCCAUGAGCCCAACUUCCAUUCUCGAGACCAAACCCUUCUCUGUCGUUGGCAACAAUAGCAGAAAAUCUCAUUGGGCUAUUAAUGGCGACUCAAGAGGCGCCAUAGGUCUUGCCAUAGUUGAUGCUCUUACCAAAGAAAAGACUGAGAAGAAAACCUUCAACCAAAGUAGCAGAAUGGUGCUAUUCGGAUCACAGCUUAAGAUUCAGAUCCCCACCGUACAAUCCAACUCCAUUUCCCCAACCGGAUCUGUUGAGUCCCCUGAUACACCAAUUGAAUUCAGUCUCAAGAACAAGAAUCCUGUGAGUUUUGUAGGUGAAGUGAGACCUUCUCCGAGAGUCUUCACAAAGUGUCUUUCUCCAAGGGAGAUGGAGCUUUCAGAGGACUACACCUGUGUAAUCUCUUAUGGACCGAACCCGAAGAAGACUCAUAUCUUUGACAACUGUAUCUUGGAGAGCUGUGGCGACGGAUUCAUGGCGUCGAAGGAGGAGAACAGGUUCUCAACUGAACAGACCGCAGGGUAUUCUUCAGGAGAGGACUUCUUAAGCUUCUGCCAUGCUUGUAGGAAGAGCCUUGCGCAGGGAAAGGAUAUUUUCAUGUACAGAGGUGAGAGAGCAUUCUGCAGCCAUGAAUGCCGUCAGAAAGAGAUGAUUUCUGAUGCAGAAGAAGCUGAGAGUCGUUUUGAAGACCUUUUAGAUCUUUUCUAGGAGGCAGGGAGGCAUGUAGAAGACGAACAGUUAAACUCUUUUUCUUCUUUUUUUUUCUUUUUAACUUCUCUUUAUUUGUGUUGGUAGUAAAUAUGAUUGGGUGGUGAUUAGUUGCUGCUUAUGGGAAUUAUCUUAACAACAGUGCUUUAUUAUUGUGUCUUUUUUUGUGGGUGUUUUUGUGUUAA